CUUCUUUCAACCGCAGCAACAGUUAGUAGUCAACCUCCGUAGGUUGUUAGACAAAAUAGCCGAACCAAUAAAGCUCUUUAGACGCUUUCGUGGGUAUUAGCCACUGUGUUUUAAAGUUAUCCGAUUUAUGUUGUUAUUAGACAGCUAGCGGGCUGGUUAAGUUAGCAUUAGCCUAGCUAGCUAACAUCUCCGACCAUGAGUUCACUAAGCUACUCUCCUUCUGCUAAAGAAGAGGAUGUCUGCUGGACGGAGAAAGAAGCUCUCGUCAAAGAGGAGGAGGAAGAGAAGGAUGUCACAGUAAAACAAGAAGUUGAGAGUGAGGCUGUUAUAGUUAAAGAAGAGAAAGACGUUUCAGUGAAAGAGGAGGAGGAUGUUACAGUAAAAGAAGAGGAGGAAGAGAAGGAUGUUACAAUACAAAAACAAGUAGAGAGUGAGGCUGUUACAGGGAAAGAAGAAGAGAAAGACGUUUCGGUGAAAGAAGAGGAAGACGCGUUCAGAGUGAAGGAGGAUGUUACAGUAAAAGAAGAGGAGGAUGCAGUUUUUGAAGUGAAAAGGGGGGAGAUUACGGCCACAUCGGAAGAGGAGGAAACUAGAUAUCUGGGCCCGAUUUCCCAAACGCAAUUUAAGGCAUCCAGUGGUUCUAACGAUGAACUUAGCCAUAAGAUGGGUUUGAGAAACCGGGCCGUGAUUACCACCGGAGAGAUACAGGACUAUCGUGGAUCCUCUGGGGAGCCUCAACAACAGGCAGAGCAGAGUCUCUCCACAUCAGAACACCUCAAGAAACAACAGCAGAGACCCACAGGGAAGAAAUCUAUUUGCUGCUCUGCCUGUGGGAAAUGUUGCAAAUCUUCAUCAGAACUUAAAAUACACCAGCAAGUCCACACAGGAGAUAAACCAUACUGCUGCUCUGACUGUGGGAAACGUUUCUCAAGAUCAAAUUCACUAAAAGUACACCUGAGAAUUCACACUGGAGAGAAAUCUCACCACUGUUUUGAUUGUGGGAAAAGUUACUUAAGAUUAAAAUCACUAAAAGUACACAUGAGAAUUCACACCGGAGAGAAACCUUAUAGAUGUGAUCAAUGUGGGAAGAGAUUUACUAUAUCUAGCUGUCUGACUAUACAUCAGAGAACACAUACAGGAGAAAAACCAUAUAGCUGUACUCAAUGUGAGAAGAGUUUCACUACAUCUAGCCAAUGGAUUGUACACCAGAGAACACACACAGGAAAGAAACCUCUUAGCUGUAGUCAAUGUGGGAAGAGUUUCACUCACUUAGGCAGCCUGUUAUCACACCAGAGAAAACACACAGGAAAGAAAUCUUAUAUCUGUGAUCAAUGUGGGAAGACUUUUACUCAGUCAAGCAACCUGGUAUCACACCAGAGAACACACACAGGAGAGAAACCUUAUAGCUGUGAUCAAUGUGGGAAGAGUUUUACUAAAUCGAGCAGUCUUAUUGUACACAAGAGAAUACACACAGGAGAGAAACCUCAUAGCUGUGAUCAAUGUGGGAAGAGUUUUGUUACAUCUAGCCGUCUUAUUGAACACAAGAGAACACACACAGGAGAGAAACCUCAUAGCUGUGAUCAAUGUGAUAAGAGAUACUCUGAUAAAAGAUCGCUGAUCAAACAUCAGAAAAUACAUACAUGAAGGAGUUGUUUCAUGAUAUCAAUGAAAUGUCACAGUGUAGAAUGUUUUAACAUUGUAGUAGGAGUAUUUUAAUUAUGUCACAAUGGAGAACCCUAAUUGUUUGCCCCCUGUUCUAUUGAUUUCAGUGUGAUAUGGAUAUGAGCUUCAUCAGUAGAAACAUCUUUGUACUUUGCUCCGUUCAUCUUUCCCUCAAUCUUGACUAGUCUACCAGUCCCUGCCACUGAAAAACAUCCCCACAGCAUGAUGCUGCCACCACCGUGCUUCACCGUAGGGAU
Oncorhynchus gorbuscha (pink salmon) is the source of this 1919-nucleotide messenger RNA. Its product is annotated as zinc finger protein 664-like. The coding region runs from base 196 to 1644 and encodes 482 amino acids. NCBI's taxonomy places the organism in Eukaryota, Metazoa, Chordata, Actinopteri, Salmoniformes, Salmonidae. The transcript has 2 exons. Gene Ontology annotation, molecular function: RNA polymerase II cis-regulatory region sequence-specific DNA binding; DNA-binding transcription factor activity. Gene Ontology annotation, biological process: regulation of transcription by RNA polymerase II. The record is from RefSeq and is a predicted model, not a curated record.